GCUAUCGGUUGUUGUUGUGAAGCUAUGAUGGCGGCAGCGGGAUGCGGAUCAGCAACCGCGGCUGCCACAGGAGGCCAAGGUGGUACUGCUGCGCCCCGUGGUCGCUUCCCCGGUCGGCCAUGGUCGUCUCGUAGCCGUUUGCGCUCUGAGAAGCGCUGGCAGCUGGGACGCUCAGGGGCAGAUGCUGAUGAUGCGACCAACGAAGGCCCACGGCCCACUAGCCUGGUACUGUCGUUAAACGAGGACCAGUCUCAUUUGCGCUUACUUGGGAUAGAGGCGAACCACAAGAGCCUUGGUCAGGCUGGAUACAGCUCAAGUGGGAGUGAAGAGGUGAGAUCCCAAAUCUCUCCCGGAGGGGAUGACUUCAAAGGAUUUGAAACUGAGAGAACAGGCUAUAAAGGACCUCUACGCUCAAGGCACAAUCCUGCUAAAGGUGAUCUUGUAAGUGGGAAAGCAAAACAAACUUGUGAGAAGCCUCUUAUUGCAGCUCCCUCUGAAGAUAGAGGCGAUGCAUCAGCAGCUCCUCAAGAAGAUGAUUUAGAAUCCUCAAAGGACAUCCACAGUUUACCUUCUCUUGAUGCAGAACUAGCUAAAGAUGGUAAAAAGUAUUCGAAAACCAAGCUCUCAACUGCAGCCAAGGUGAAGCGUUCUUCAAAAAAUGGGCCAUGCUCAACAACUCCAAGGAUUACUAUAAAAUUGGUGGCCAAAAAGACAGUCAAGAAAGAAAAGGUUGCGCAUCAGAAGCUGAAAAUUAAAGGAUUUCAAUUUCAGUCAAAAGAAAAAGAUAUCAUGGGGGACCAGAUAGCCACUGCAAAUGUCAAAUUAAAGACAGAAAUGCAGGCAGAUGAAGGACAACAUCUGAAUGGUACUGAAGACGAGGGAGGAGGAGCUACACCAGCAAGGCGACGUGGACGAUCUGCCUCCAAGAUGGCAGAACCCAGUGUUCAAAACAGAACCAAAGUUGAGGUCGACGACCAAAACACUGAGGGUAAAAGAUCAUCACGCAGAAGUGAUAUUGCACUGGACAGUGGAAAUACAGAGCCAAAAACAAACGUCAAGAAAUCCAAGCAGAAAGUAAGUAUCACAGAUGAAAGCACUGAAGUCAAUAAACUGGUUAUCAGACGGAGAAGACGGACUAGUCAUACCCUUUCUGAAGCGGAGAGAGACACGGCAAUGAAACCAGAUAAACAGAGUAGUAACAAAGUACGUCUGGCUGAGUCACUGCUAGAAGUGUCAAGAAUAGAAGAGGCUAACCCAACGCUCAGAAAGGGCAAGCAGAAAGAAAGUAAGAGGCUGCGUAAAAAUCUGAGUGUGGCAGACGUCCAUGUUCAGUUAACCACGGAGCCUGAAAAGUCAGCUCUCGAUUGCAGCGAUGGCCUGCCUUUUAAAGAUAAAGAUAUGAGAAUCCCAGGUUUGAAACUGAUACGAGUCAAAAACCCAAAAUUGAAUGAUUCUCUGAAAAAGAGCUCUUCCCGAAAGAAACGGAGCAAGUUUGUGUGGACGCUUACGUUAGUGAAGGGAAAAAGCACUAAAGUGCAGGAUUCUGGAACUACUGUCACAGUAACAGAAGGCCAGGAGCGUACCACUGAAGGUGUGAAAGCCUCUCUAUCCGACUCCAGUGUCAAGUACCCAAAGGACAAGGAAAAGAUAGAAGCCACUACCAUCGCUAUUUCUGAAAAGAUUGACCCAACACAUAGUGAUGCAAAGUCUUCCAAAAAACAGGAGGAGAUGUCGUCACUUGAAAAUAAGUCGUCUCCUCAGAGAGAAGUGGAACAAUUAACCCUGCCACAUCCACCGGAGGCCAUGCAAACUGAUUCCGGGGAAGCCAUUGUGAAAGUUGUGCCACCUCUUCAGAUAAAAAAGGUCUCCUCUCCUGGUAAACGUAAAAGCUCAAAGCCAUCAUUCUUGAUUCAGAAAGCUAGUUCUCUGCCUGAUGACAAAGAAGAAGUCACAAAAGAAAUAAGUGAAAUUCUGGAAGAGACGGUACCUUCUCCGGACCCCAAAGUCAUGGCCAAUUCCCCAGAGGAGAAAGCAGGGAAGAGAAAAUCAAACUUGGCUACCCCACGGAAGAAGCGUGGUAGUCAUAAACCAUGGACAACACAUAAACGCAAAAUAAAAUCAAGUCCAAAUUCUGAAGAUCCUUCGCACAUACCUGUUGAUGAUUCCCCUCAGGAGGACUCGCCACAGGUGGCUAAAGGUGACCUUCCACAGGUGGCUAAAGAUGACUCCCCACAGGUGGCUAAAGAUGACUCCCCACAGGUGGCUAAAGAGGAUUCUCCAGAGGAGGCUAAAGAAGAUUCUCCAGAGGAGGCUAAAGAAGAUUCUCCACAGGAAGCAACAGACGAUUCUGCCCAGGUGGCUCCUGAACACCCUUCACAGAUGCCUGCUGAGGAUGCUUCACACAGCCUUGCCAAUGAAGCAGAAUGGCAGACAGAAGAACCCACCCAAUUGCCUGUGGCCUCCAAACCCAGAAGGAGACGAACAAGCCUUUCAACAAGGAAGAGGCCUGUUCCAAGGAAGAAGGGAGCAGUUUCACCUGAACCCACUAAAACACUGGAGCCCGAAUUGGCGCCAUCUGAAGCAUUGACUUCUAACGACAGUCAGCCAGUGGUCAAAGUAGAGUCUGACACCCAGCAAAGAGAGAUUGGAAAUGUGUCAGAGCACCCUACAAUAGAACAGACUAAAUCACACCUUCACAAACGACCAUUCCAACAUGGCAAAAAGCGGAGGAGAAGCCUAAUUGGACAGAGGCAACAGAGGCAGAAGCCUAGAGAAAGAAAGAGUGAUCAAACUGACUUGACUAGUGAUGUGUCUAAAAGCGUUGAAAAGAUGGAUGAUAUCCCCACUCCAGUGACUGCUUCCACACCUACUCCUAACUCCAAACUGAUUGGAAUCCUUAAAACGAAGUAUAAAAGGAAGCAGAUUUCUGCUUCAAGUCUUCAAUUCCUUGGAUCAAAAAAGCAACGAAAGAGGGCUAGCAAAGCCCUUGAAAUUGACCUUGCCCAGCAAGCUUUGAAACAGGAAGCAGAAGACACAUCAAUUGAUGAACAGCAGUGUGAUAUCCUGGAUUCCCAGCCUGGGAAAUCAAAGUUCCUCAAGAACAUCAAACACUUCAUCAUGCCGGUUGUGAGUGCCCGGUCAUCACGGGUGAUCAAGACUCCACAGAGGUUUAUGGAUGAUGCUGGUAUGUCUGUUUUGCCUCGUCGAAACUCUCCUAAGAAAGGUCACCUGUUUGGCCUGCACCCACGGCCAGGAAGGAGAAGAGAUGAUGCCACAGGGAGUGAGCUGACUCCUGACCUCCCCGUUGAUGAGGAAGACUUUCUGACUGAGGCUCAGUUAGACCUGGAUUUGUUCUCAACUCAGGAACUAGAGGAAACCACUGAUCUGACUGACAGCUUGUCCUUAGAAAAGCAAUCUGGAAAGAGGAAAUCACUUUUGCGGAAUCCCAGUUUCAAGUGGCAUGUGCCGGGUGAGUCUGGUGAAGAGGUAUAUACACUGGACAAAACUAUCGAGAACGAGUACGAAAAUAUCCUUUUAUCCAAAGAAUUCCAAGUACCCUCCGACUCAGCAACAGAUCCUCCAACUGUUCAGAAAAAGAAACGUCCCUACAAGUUCAGCAAGCAAACUGCACAUCUCAAGAUUUACAAGAAGCUGAAAAAGUUACAUCCGGGACUUCCCAAAAGGAAAGGGAAGAAGGGGGAUGGCGUCUGCAAUACUCUGUCAUCUUCCAUUGACAUAGCAGAAGGCCUGGAUGAUGAAGUCAAGAGCAUCAGUCUCAGACAACGACACACGAGCACAGUCAAGGGCAAAUCCAAACUGAAGAUAGAAGACCUCGAUUCCCCCGGAGUCGUGCGAAAAGUGUCGGUGUGCGUCAGGACAUUAAACUCCAAGUUUUUGACGUUUCAGUACGGAGAACAGGAGGAUGUGACGAGGGGCGAGGGGAUAAAAACAGGUAAGCGGAAAGUAGGGGAGCUGUAUGGGGCUGCUGACAGUGACCUUGUGUCCGAGGAGAAAGGAGCCUCACAAAGAGUUCGGCUCACGGGUGCCAACAAGAGGAUGUUCAACCUCCUCAAGAAAGCCAAGGUUCAGCUCAUCAAAAUCGACCAGCAGAAGCAGCUCAAAUCUUCCGGGCUAUUGUCAGGCCCUGCUGGUGCUGCAUCCAGAGAUGCCACAGCAAAGAGAUGCAGGAGGAAACAGAAAGGGCAGCAUGAGCCUGCAGGCCCAGACAAGAACGAGCCCCCCCUUUCACAGCCCCAGCAUGUCUCUCCUCUCUGUCAGGAGUUCCGCAGAGCGGGAGGGCCGCGUAUUAAGCACGUGUGUCGAGCAGCAGCGGUAGUGCUGGGCCAACCCAGGGCUGUGGUGUCUGACGACAUCCCCAGACUCAGUGCUCUACCCCUGCAUGAGAGAACCGGCAUAUCCCCCUCUCCCACCCAAGGAGUUGGGUCUCCUUCUGGGCGAGAUAGCCCUCUCCUCUCAGACCAGAAGGUCACCAAGGUCAGAAAAUCUUCUGGUUUUGCCAAACGGAAGGGCCUUGGUCCAUUUGGCUAUCGCUCUCGGAGAUGUGGAGUGUGCAAGGGCUGUAACCAUGAGGACGACUGUGGCAAGUGCAUGAACUGCCUCGACAAACCUAAAUUUGGUGGUCCAAAUACCAAACGGCAGUGUUGUGUCUUCAAACGAUGCGAUCAGAUUGAGGAGAGAAAGGCUCGCCGUCUGAGUGGAAAGUUUCCCAAAGGCCCUUCUAAGCGCAGACGACUGUCUGCCAGUGGGGGUCACUCCAGUAACGAGGAAGGGGACGGGAUUGAGGGGUCCCUGUCGGGUCUCCAUGGAGACGGCCAGAGUUCGUCCGUUAGGAAGCAGCCCAAGCGCUGUGUGAAGCCGCGCUCGUACUUCGACCUGCUCGACUACGACUCGGACCUGGAAGUCAGGGCCGUGUCUAACUCCACCUCUCCUGGCAGAAGGAGGGGCCUCGGCCCACGGUUCAGUCAAGACUUUGUCUCCCUGGAUGGAUUCUUGGGCGACAUUUCAGACGAGGGAGUGAGGCACCGCAGGUCUGGGUCCCACAGAGUCCCGCCAGGACGACGCAAAGCUGAGAAGAAUCCUUUGGAGCAGACUCCUCCCAGCGUCCUGGCUGCCCUUGCCAAUGGAUUUGAUCAGAGGGACCGAGAACCGUCUGAACCGUCGCACAAGAUCCGAGUCGAUUUCAAGGAGGAUUGUACACUGGAAAAUGUGUGGACAAUGGGAGGCCUGAGUAUCCUGACAUCUGUGCCCCUCAUGCCUCCCCAUGUCUGCCUGCUGUGUGCCAGCAAGGGGCAACACGAGAUGCUGUAUUGCCAAGUGUGCUGUGAACCCUUCCACCGGUUUUGCCUGGAGCCGGCCGACCGCCCCUCCGAGGAGCACAAGGAGAACUGGUGCUGUCGCCGCUGCAGGUUUUGCCACGUGUGCGGCAAGAAAAACAAGCAGUCGAAGCCUCUGUUGGAGUGUGAAAGAUGUCAGAAUUCCUAUCACCCUGCGUGUCUGGGGCCGAACUACCCUAAAGUGAACAAAAAGCGCAAGGCCUGGGUGUGCAUGACGUGCAUCAGAUGCAAAAGCUGUGGGGUGACUCCAGGGAAGACUUGGGACACAGAAUGGGACCACGAUAAAGGACUGUGUUCAGACUGCACACGGCUCCAUGAACAGGGAAACUACUGUCCGAUCUGCUUCAAAUGCUAUGAAGACAAUGACUACGACAGCCAGAUGAUGCAAUGUGGCUCGUGUAACCACUGGGUCCAUGCUAAGUGCGAGGACCUCACAGAUGACCUGUACGAGAUCCUGUCCAGCCUACCAGAGAGUGUGGUGUACUCCUGUCGGCCGUGCAGCCAAUCCCAGCCCAGCGCCUGGAGAGAGCUUCUCUACAUUGAGCUCAGGGCUGGGGUGGAGAAGGUCCUGGCCUGCCUCCUCUCCUCCACCCUCACUCAGCACCUGGUCACCUGCUCUCAGUGUGAGACCCUUAUGGACCCUGACUGUAGAGUGGAGGGACAGCCAGCUUGUGACCUCCGGGCUGUGGGCAAGAAGUUUGACCGAGGCCUCUACACCACCCUGAAAUCUUUUCACGAGGAUGUGGUCCAGGUGGUGAGGAAGAGGCUGGAGCUGGAGGAGGGGAUGCCAGAGGAGGAGAGGCCCACAGCCCUGGCCCGCUCAUACUACUUAAAACUACUGGAAGAGGUGUUCAACUGGUUUAACAGUCAGGAUCCCAAAGUGUGGGACCCACGUACCAAAGACCUUCCCAGUGGGAUGCUUCCCCAUGCUGUUGAGCCCCCCGCCAAAGAGCAUGUCUAUGCUCAGUGCUGCAAGAAGGAGGAGCAGAGAUCCCGGCCCCCCUUGGGGACCCUCCAAGGGGACAACGCGUGCCCCUUGGAGGUCAAGCAGGAAGUCGAUCCUCUUCUCACCAGCCCUCUGACCAGCGACUCAGCCAGCAGAAGCCACUACAGAACCAGCAAGGCUUUCAGGCUCAAAUUCAAAGGGAAAAGGGGACGGCUAUCCAAGGCUGACCUUGACACUGGUUGGUCCAAGGACGACGAAAGACAAUGCUCCCUGUGUCAAAAGUAUGGAGACGCUAAGCCCAAUGAGGCAGGCAGGCUGCUGUACUUGGGCCAGAACGAGUGGGCCCACGUCAACUGCUCCAUGUGGUCAGCUGAGGUGUUUGAGGAGGACAACGGCUCUCUUCUGCACGUUCACAGUGCCGUGGCGAGGGGACGAUUCAUGCGAUGUGAGCGCUGUAAUCAGACGGGUGCCACCGUGGGCUGCUGCCUCACAUCUUGUCAGAGCAACUACCACUUCAUGUGCGCUCGCUCCCGUCACUGUGUGUUCCAGGAUGACAAGAAAGUCUACUGCUACAAACACAGAAACCUCAUCAGUGGCAAGAUGAUCUCUGGUCAAGCCUUUGAAGUGAACCGCAGGGUGUAUGUGGACUUUGAGGGAAUCAGUCUCCGCAGGAAGUUCCUGACUGGACUUGAGCCAGAUUCCAUCAACUUGAUGAUUGGCUCUCUACAGAUUGAAAACCUGGGUUUGUUGACAGAGCUGUCUGCUAGCCAUGGAAAACUUUUCCCUGUUGGCUACCAGUGUUCACGCUGGUACUGGAGCACAGUUAACCCACAGCGGCGCUGCAAGUACACUUGCACUGUUAGGGAGGUCCGACCGCCGGUCCCUGAGAAACCUGUGGAGGAAAUGCCUGACCAGGGAGAAAAUCGUACCAUUGCCCACAGCCCCUGUCCUCAGUCAGAAUAUGACACCCAGGAGAUUAACAUUUCCCAGUCCCAACAAGACUCAACGCCCAGCAACUCAGCACUCUUCUCUAAACCAGAACAAGGGGCAAGGCCAAAGAUCCCCAGCCAUCCCCAGCCAAGAAGGCCAGCUGGGGGAAUGUUCCGGCCUUUACCCUCCCCAGCUGCCAAGUCCAAACCCCACCACAUACUAACUAUCAGUGAUUUGGAGGAAACUCGCAGACCGCGGCGCCACAGCCCCCACUCCCACACCCAAUCCAUCGGCCCCCGCAGCCAUGUCCCCCCCCUUCCCCUGGGCUCACCCGCCGGACCAAUCCCCCACCGCGCUGGGAAGUCCCAGCCCACCUCCCCACUGUUCCCCCUUGGUGCUACUGACAACCUGCUGACCUCUCCUUCACCCCGCCCUGUCCGAGGUCGUGUUUCUUCCUCUGGCCGAUGCCCAGGGAAUAUGAUGAGCCACUCUACCUCAGGACUGUUUCCCCAGUCCCCAUGGCAAGAAGGUGUGGGCAACUUCCCUUCCUCCAGCCUGUCCCUCUCCCCAACCCCUCAGCACUCCCCGCGGCCCCGGCUGACCUUUGACCUGAGUCAAGCAGACUCGGUGGAGGUACCUCACAACUUCCUUGCUUCCCCAGAACCUGAGGAUGUUUCUGCAGCAAAUGGUACUUCUCCUCUUAGAGACUCAGCAGGACAGCAGAAAGGAGAAUUCUCCUACCCUCCGUUCCAUGAGCACUCAGAAAUUGCCAUGGGGUCUGAGAUGAAGACAGAGCUGGAGAUAGAGGAGACGUUAUUAAACGAGGGAGUGGCCAUGAACUGUGGAGGCCAGAUAGUGGUUGAGGGAGAUGAAAACCAGGAGGAGUUCUGGGGCCGGGCGCUAGAUGUACGCAGGAGGAAGACGCGUGUCGCGUCCCUUCCACGGGCAGCAGCUGCGGCCAGGCAGGGCUGGGAUAACAGUUCCUCUGACGAAGACAUGGAGCACUACUUUGACUUCUCCCGCACGGUAGUCUCUCGUCCUGUCCCCAGGGACCAAGCCCAGGCCCCCACUUCCCCCUCUUCCAGGCACAUCCCCCAGUUGGACGGUGUAGACGAUGGGACAGAGAGCGAUGCCAGCCUGACCACCACUGAUGGGGCUAAGAAGUUGAAGAAUGCUAGUCAAGCUCCGAAUCCUGCCCAAAGUCGAGACUUGCCACCUGGAUUAGAAACGACAAGGAAUGGGUUGAGUGCAGACUCUGGAAGUCCUGCCUCGGAUGCUCCAUCCCUUGACACGUUGUCCUCAUCCGGAGCUGCCGUCUCCUCCGCUCAACCUACCCCUCACAGUUUGUCCCGGGAUCCUUCUGAAGCCACUGAUGGAGUGUCUCCAAUUUCCCUGCAGUUGAACGAUCCCACAGCUCCACAAGAACGGCAGAAAUAUGGCCCCCCUGUGAAAGCACAGAUGUGUCCACUGGAAACAGUGCUAACUGUGCCCCUUCAUGGAGCUCUGUCCGAGUUUGUCAGCACCAAACGGCCUCUGACUACCUACCCAGAGGAUUUAUUCCAGGAUGCCAGUUUAGACUUGCCGUCCGGAGCACCUCUUGUCUUGGAAAAGUGUGAUCCUCCUUCCCCCAGUGCCUGUUUUACUGAGUUGGUCCCCGUUCAGGAGGGCACUCCAGUGGAUACCCAGCAGGAGGCUCAUCAAGUCCCCAAACACCCCUUUUUAGAUUCGGACAGUGGCCAUUUUGUCUCGCCCACUGAUGGAUCUGCCAUCUUCAUGAACCACUUAGCAGACCCCUCAUUGACGGAACCAGAGAACAGUAGUCAGGGAUCUCUGUUGGAUCUCCUUCAGCCUUCGUCUUUGAUGUCCACAGAUUUCCCUAACCCCAGUCAAGCCCCUGCCGAUCACUUGCAGAUGAGUUCCUCGGUGUCCUCUUUGUCUGGCUUCACCCAUGCACCUCUCGCUAACCUUUCCCUGCAGACUGUGACACCCAUCCAAGGCUCCAGAGUCCUGCCGUCCAUGGACAGCUUUUGCACCAAAUUGUCAGAUGCAACGAAACCCAUUCAAGGUGGAGGCAUUAUACCGAUGCCCUUGAAUGCUCCUCAGUCCGAUCCACUGUUGUCUGCGACUUCCAGCACCAAUCUCCCCAUGGGAUCUUACGGAUCCGUCUCAGUGCCUAUGUUCUCUGCUCAAUCCCAGCCCCUCGCAUCCACAGGGAUCACCAUUGUAACAACCUCUCCCUCCAUAUCCUCCUUCUCUGACGGCUUGUCCACCUUGUGUCAGCCCAUGAUCUCUUCGCUUCAGACCCCAUUGGCCCCAGUCAUGAUCAAUGGCUACAGUUCCUCGUCUUUGCAAAAGGAACCCUCCACAGGACACACUAUCUCCAUCAACUUUUCCACCCCCAGACCAGCUAUGGAGCCCCAACAGCCCAUGCUCCCCCAGGCUCUUCCUGGCCAUGCCAUCCUGACUGUGAAGGAGGUAGGGGGUCCCAAUGUUGACCCCACACCUCACGUUUUGCUGGUGAACCGCCUUGGUCAGAUCUUUGUGAAGAACCCGGAAAGCAACACUUUCCAGCUGCCCACUACUAGCUCACCCUCCUACAACUGUGUCACGCAGAUAGCCAGUCUCCUCCAAAGCAAUGCCCUUUCAGCCACACUGGCAGCAGCUGGUACCAUGACCACCCCAUCUCCAGGGGCACCCUUGACCACCAAUCUCUCUCGGAUGGUAACCCCAGUGGUUCAGAGUCCAGCCACCAUCACUCAGCUUCUCAGCCACAACAGCAAUGGAGCGGGGGCACCAACGAAGGUCAAGAAGGCGAGGAAAAGCGCAAAACCGUCCGCAGAUGGCUCUGUACCCGGGAUUAAGAAACCAAGGAAAAAGAAGGAACAGUCGACUUUCAAGAGAUCGAAGUUGACCAAGGCCCCAGAGCUGGAUUCUCCCAUGACUCCGGCUGAGAGCGCCCAAGCCAUCAUCAACCAGGCCAUGGCCAGCAACUACACCCCCAAACGCAGUGGGCCUCGAAUACUGAGCCCUUCCUCCAUCCUCCCCACUGGCCUUUUUGUUGAACCUGAGCCCUCAGCCUCAUCACCAGCUCCAAAACCACGCCCUCGCUCCCAUGUUCGCAUGAAGAGGGUGUCCUGCCUCUCAGACCGCAUCGUCACUAAAAAGUCGAAGACUGACUUUCUUGAGCCAGAGCCCUCCAGUGGACAGGAGGAGCUCCAGAAGGCAAGCUUUGCCAUGUCUAGCCGAGCGGGAGGGGUUCGCAUCAAAGCCCCAACAGUGAAAGGAAUAUUGGAUUUGGAUAAGCUGAAAGAAGAGCACCUCAGCGACUCUGAAAGCUCUAGGCCUGGGCUUUGGGACCGCCUCUCCCUAUCUCGAGGUGGGAGUGAACCUGGAAAACCACAGACAUGGGAUGCAGUGGGUCGGAAUGCCCUGACCGAUUGGAACAAAUACUCAGGUGCUGUUUCAUGCUCAGAUGAUGACUUGCCGCCCUCGGACGAGGAAGAUUGCCCUAACCCUAACUCCAGGGACCAGCCCCACCUGCUCUUCCAGAUCACCAGUGAUGAUGGCUUCAAUGUGGAAGCGGACAGCAUAGAGGUGGCAUGGAAGGCGGUGAUGGAUGGGGUCCAGGAGGCGCGGGCACAGGCCAAGCUGAGACAGCUGUCUUUCUCCGGGAUGAGCGGGGGCCGUAUGCUGGGCCUGGUCCACGAUGCUGUGGUCUUCCUGGUGGAACAGCUCCAGGGGGCCCGGCGCUGCCUGCGCCACACCUUCCGCUUCCACAAGCAGAUCACCCAGGAGGAGGACCUGCCUGUCAACCCCAGCGGCUGUGCCCGCUCCGAGCUCUACCUCAGAAAAUCCACCUUUGACAUGUUCAACUUCCUGGCGUCUCAGCACAGACAGCUGCCAGACAUCGGACCGUACGACGAAGAGGAGGAUGAAGUUCCUCUCAAGUCCACCAGACGUGCCACCAGUCUGGAGCUACCGAUGGCCAUGCGCUUCAGACAUUUGGAGAGGACUUCUAAAGAGGCUGUGGGCGUGUACAGGUCGGCUAUCCACGGCAGAGGUCUGUUCUGCAAGAGGAACAUCGAUGCAGGGGAGAUGGUUAUCGAGUAUGCUGGCAUCGUCAUUCGCUCCGUUCUCACUGACAAGAGAGAGAAGUACUACGACGGCAAGGGCAUCGGCUGCUACAUGUUCCGUAUCGAUGACUUCGAUGUGGUGGACGCCACCAUGCACGGCAACGCGGCGCGGUUCAUCAACCACUCGUGCGAGCCCAACUGCUACUCCCGCGUCAUCAACGUGGAGGGCCAGAAGCACAUCGUCAUCUUCGCGCUGAGGAAGAUCUACCGGGGCGAGGAGCUCACGUACGACUACAAGUUCCCCAUCGAGGACGCCAGCAGCAAGCUGAACUGUAACUGCGGAGCUCGGAGAUGUCGCCGAUUCCUUAACUAGGGGAAGAGAGGAGAACAGGGGGGACCCAGAUUACUGGCGGAGCCUUAAAUUAAGGCUUUGCUGGAUUGGGAGGUGGGAGAGGAUGGGCUCCUGAUGGGUUGGACUGGGCAGGGGAUGUAGGUUGAGCCACUAUUGAUGAAUCCGGGGGAGACAAAGUCAAGAACAGAUGGGGAAAGAUGAGGAAGACCAGUUAAAUAAGUCCUGUUUGUUCUCGGUUCAUGUGGGCUUUGAGUCCACUGCAGCAAGUCAGCAAGAUUAGCUUGCUUGCUACCUAUAUAGUGGGAGUGUUUCCUCAAACAGGAUGCAUCUGCUUGUGGUCGUGCUGAUUGUCAUAUACCACCAACUAAGUUUUUUUUAUUUUUUUUUACGUCAAAGGAAUAACCUGCUAGGCUUGGAGAUCGUUAUGUAAUGUAUAUUAUUUCUGGGAUGUCUGUUGGUUUCACCACAAUAAUGUUGGCUCCAUUUUCCUUUACUAGAUUAUUCAAUACCUCUGCCAUAUUUCACUUUCUCAACUAUAUCAGAGUUAUUCAUUAUUUAUUUGGGAUAAUACAUCACACUUCCCAUUGUAGAUAUGUUCUUUCUUUGGUUAUAUAUUGUUUUUGUAAUCAGCAAACCAUGGUGCUAAGAUGUGACAGUUGAGUCUCUAAGGCCCUGAACGCUUGGCCUGUGAAUCACAAAUCAUGUUUCUGCAGCAGUGGUUUCCCUAUCUCACUAAAAGAGAAAUGUAUAUCCAGGUUGACGGUUAAAACCAGCCAUGUCAUAUUUGAAGACAAAUCAUGUCUUUAUUCCACAUCAUAAUUACACCUUCAUUGUACAGUGUAUGUAGCAAACACUAACCAAGCCAAGAGUUCAGAGUUUAGCUGUAAAUCUGUCUUUUUUUAUUUUGAAAUAUAUAUAUAUAUGCGUGUAUAUAAAUAUAUAUAUUUUUAUUACCAUCAUGGCAAAUGCUGAUUAUCUUUUGCAAUAAUAUUACGUCUUGGCUAUGCUACACUUGCACAUCUUUAGUGUUCUAACAAAAUCCAAAUUCAAUACUCUGCAUUCUCUCAAAUGACCCCUGCAGUCUUUAGGGGUAGAGCACUGUAAAGCAUCAUCACUGAGAGUGUGUGCAUUUAACUCCAUUGACCAGAAUCCACAAACAACAGACUGAGAGCUAUUUAGUGCACCUGAGACUAAAGCCCAACGGUAGCCCAGUGCUGUACAUUGCUCUGUAGGAUGGCUAGACAGACGACUGCCUCUAGUACUCAGAUGGAGAGAAUGCUCUUGGCACCUUUUAUAUAACGUUUUAGAUUGCUGUUGUACAACGUGCUGCCAGUCAGUCAGGAAAAUAUAAUCAACACACUGUUGUACACAUCGACUAUAAGAGAUUGCUUGAGCUCUAGAAUAGUUGUAUUUAUUCGUGUUUCUGAGUUUGGACUGGUGAACUAAACAUUUUUUUGUGCUUUGUAAAACGUGGUGGUGGUCUUGUCAAAUCUUUCUCUUUUCAUGUUCCGUUUACACCCAUUUUGCAUGGUCUUGUCGACCUGCAACUCUGCUGGUUGGUAGUUUCCAACACAUAGCUACCGUGGUGGUUGUGGUUCAGGCCGCCUAAGCAUAGUCUAGCCAAGAUCAGAAUGCUCUGUGGCGUGUUUUUGUUGGUUUUUUUUACAUUUGACCUUAUUUUCCCAUUUUUUCUUUGCUCUUUUACUUGAACGUUCGUUUGGGGACAGUUAUAUAUUGCAUUUCAGCCUUUACAAGAGACGUUCUAAAGCAGGUCUUUUUAAAUUUUAUUUCAAUUUUAUGUUUUACGUUCUGGUAAUGUUUUCAUUGAGAGAAUACCUUUGUAUCACUCACAGGGGAAAUCUGUGUGGCCUGCCCAUCCAAGCCUAUGCUCUUCUAUCCGUAGAUGCUCCAAGAACCGUCUAAUACAGAGCAAAUGUCCUCAAGGAAUCCUCUGGAAAGGAGUUGGGAGGUCAAGGACAGCCUUGACAUCCUGCCUUCCUGCAUGACCAAUAACAGGGAUGGAGCUCACAUUAUUGCGUGUCAAUCAUCUAACUGAAAAUACCAGAGCAGUCACUCCAAACUUCUUGCAAGGAUUCUACCUCAGUUGCUUAGACAGAUGUUAAGGAAUACUAAUGCAAAAAAGAGGAUGAUGAUGAUCUAGAGUAUGCGUGGCUUGGUUUUAAAUGCCCUGCAGAGCUGUCCUGUGUGUGCAAUGAAGGAGGCAAAGCACUAGUCAAAGUCAAGUUACCACAACCAUCUCUCCCAGAACUUGUUCAGAAAGCUGUAUGUUCUAUAUGGUAGGGUUAUUUUAAAGUAUAAAAACUGUAAAAGACAUAAAAAUGAGAAAAUAUGUGUGAACUUGUCUUUGUUACCUU
Osmerus eperlanus (European smelt) is the source of this 14030-nucleotide messenger RNA. It is a transcript of the gene kmt2bb, whose product is annotated as lysine (K)-specific methyltransferase 2Bb. Gene Ontology annotation, cellular component: nucleus; histone methyltransferase complex. Bases 25 to 11676 code for a protein of 3883 amino acids. Gene Ontology annotation, biological process: positive regulation of DNA-templated transcription. The transcript has 35 exons. The record is from RefSeq and is a predicted model, not a curated record. NCBI's taxonomy places the organism in Eukaryota, Metazoa, Chordata, Actinopteri, Osmeriformes, Osmeridae. Gene Ontology annotation, molecular function: histone H3K4 methyltransferase activity; zinc ion binding; DNA binding.